AUGGGUGACUUCAAUGGAAGCACGGGAAAACAACAAAAUAGUCCAAUCGUGGGGCCGUAUGUAGAAGAAACAAUCAAUGAUAACGAUGAAAGACUAAUUCAUCUUUGCGAGACCCAAAACCUAAAAAUUAAGAAUGGUUUCUUUAAACAUAAAAAUAUCCAUUGCUAUACAUGGACACAGAGUACUCGAAACCUUAAAUCCAUCAUUGACUACGUGAUUAGUCGACAGAAAACAAAUUUGCAAAUUAACGAUGUGAGAGUCCUAAGAGGGAGCACCUGCGGAUCAGAUCACUACGUAGUGAAAGCUAAGAUAAGCCUUCAUUUUCGAAUAACUAGAAACCUUCAGAGAGUUCUAAACAAUAACGUGACAUCCGCUGAGACAAUUGUUACACCAAAAUACAACUUUGACAGUUUUAGGGAUGAGAGCAUAGUAUUUCUUUAUCAAAGACGGUUCGACAGUAAACUCCUCAGUCCUGAUGGACACACGUUUGACGAAAUCUACGAGAACAUAAUAACGAGUCUAACAGAAGCUACACAAGAGAGGAAACUAAGAGUGCAGAUUAACAAGGCAAAAAACGAAUCUUGGGAUAGGAAAUGUGAAGAGAUUAACAACUAUAUUGGAGGCAGAAAAUGCUCAGAAGUGUGGAAAUUCAUAUCUACUGUAAAGAAUCCAGGAAAAGACAAACUAGACAUUCAACUUAUUAAACCCGAACAAUGGUUAAAGAACUACAAAGAUCUACUUCGGGAAUCUAGACCAGAAUAUUUAACUGAAUCUCCAAGACACUUCAAUGUACAAGGAGAAGAAGUUGAAAUACUUGAGGAAACAAUAAGAAAAGCUGUUAUGAAUCUUAAACCAGGCAAAUCUAGUGGCCCAGAAGGAAUAUACUCCGAAAUGUUAAAAUAUGGAACUCACAACCUUUUCAGAAAUCUGACAAUUAUUAUUAAUAAAUGCUUGAAUGUUCAUCCCGUUCCCAAGGAAUUUAAAGUGGCUUUUAUCUCCUCUAUUCACAAAAAAGGAAAAAAAAACUGGACUGAAAUAACUAUAGGGGCAUUUCGGUUACAAGCACAAUGA
Cylas formicarius (sweet potato weevil) is the source of this 1071-nucleotide messenger RNA. RefSeq lists its product as uncharacterized. The record is from RefSeq and is a predicted model, not a curated record. NCBI's taxonomy places the organism in Eukaryota, Metazoa, Arthropoda, Insecta, Coleoptera, Brentidae. The transcript is spliced from 2 exons. Bases 1 to 1071 code for a protein of 356 amino acids.